Arabis nemorensis is the source of this 1176-nucleotide messenger RNA. NCBI's taxonomy places the organism in Eukaryota, Viridiplantae, Streptophyta, Magnoliopsida, Brassicales, Brassicaceae. The record is from the annotation of a GenBank genome assembly.
AUGAUUUCUUCAACUAAACCGGUUUCAUCUUCCUUAACCGCAAUCGCCGGCGUAAGACGAUCAUUUCCGACAAAGCUCCGGUUUUCUCCCUUACCCAUGAUCGGAAACUUCGAAAAGUCUAAUCCUUUCACUACACUUCGAGCUUUGUCUGCACAUAAUUUGUCGAAUUUCUCUGUGGCGGCGGCGGCGCAGCAGAGGCGCGAUGUAUUUAGGGUUGGAGCUUACGAGGCCGACCGAUCUCGUCCGAUUGAAAUCGGUGUGGAGAUUCCUGACGAACAAUCCGGGCAAAAAGUGAAGAUUGGGAUUUACUUUGCGACUUGGUGGGCAUUGAAUGUUGUGUUCAAUAUCUACAACAAGAAGGUUUUGAAUGCUUUUCCUUACCCGUGGCUUACUUCGACGCUUUCUCUCGCUUGUGGUUCUUUGAUGAUGCUCGUCUCUUGGGUCACUAGAGUCGCCGAUGCUCCUCAAACCGAUCUCGAUUUCUGGAAAACUCUCUUCCCGGUGGCGGUGGCGCAUACGAUCGGACAUGUAGCGGCGACAGUGAGUAUGUCCAAAGUGGCUUUGUCCUUCACACACAUCAUCAAGAGCGGUGAACCAGCCUUUAGUGUCCUUGUAUCGAGGCUCUUCUUAGGCGACACAUUCCCUCUACCUGUUUACCUCUCCCUCUUACCCAUUAUUGGAGGUUGCGCCCUCGCUGCUGUCACCGAGCUCAACUUCAAUAUGAUUGGGUUUAUGGGGGCGAUGAUAUCGAAUUUGGCGUUUGUCUUUCGGAACAUAUUCUCAAAGAAGGGGAUGAAGGGGAAGUCAGUGAGUGGGAUGAAUUACUACGCUUGCUUAUCUAUGAUGUCUCUUCUCAUCCUCACUCCUUUCGCCAUUGCCGUGGAAGGUCCCCAAAUGUGGGCUGCUGGUUGGCAAAACGCUGUCUCUGAAAUCGGACCAAACUUCGUCUGGUGGGUAGUGUCUCAGAGUGUGUUCUAUCAUUUGUAUAAUCAAGUCUCAUACAUGUCCCUCGACCAGAUUUCGCCAUUGACAUUUAGCGUUGGAAACACGAUGAAGCGAAUCUCAGUCAUCGUCGCCUCAAUCAUCAUAUUCCAGACCCCACUUAAACCCGUUAAUGCCCUCGGUGCUGCCAUUGCGAUUCUCGGAACUUUCAUCUAUUCUCAGGCGAAGCAGUGA